Molecule: messenger RNA, 6174 nt
Organism: Manis javanica (Malayan pangolin)
Lineage: Eukaryota; Metazoa; Chordata; Mammalia; Pholidota; Manidae
Source: RefSeq, a predicted model, not a curated record
UAUUUGUAAACCAAAAGCGUUAAAAACAGUUUAGUAAACAUCCAAGAAUAGAGAAUCAUAAAUGAGCAACACAGCUACAUGGGAAAAUGCAUGUAUGUUAUUAAGUGAGAAAAGAAGACUCCCAACCAAAAAUGUGUACAUUUUUACUGGAAGUAAAUGCUGUACUGCUUAAAGCAGUUCAAACACAGUGGGGGUUUGCAGGGAUUUGCAGAUAGUUUCCAUGUUUGUAAAAACAAAAAUGUCUUUUUGUUUCCUUCAGAAUACAGAGGAUACUUGAACAAAGGUUUGAGCUGCACAGUUCUGCUUAUACACAGACUUUUUCAGUAAAUAUAUUAGAAGAUUUUUUGUAGAUUUGUAACAAUGUGAAAAAGCAUUUUCUUUCCUCUAGCUUACUGUAUUGUAAGAAUACAGUAUAUAAUAUAUACAAUACAUGUGUUAAUUGACUGUUUAUCUGUUGUUAAGGCUUCUGGUCACCAGUAGGCUGUUAAUAGUUAAGCUUUUGGAAAGUCAAAAAUUAUAUGUGUAUUUUUAACUGCAUUGGGGCGGUCAGUGGCCCUAACCCCUGUGUUGUUCAAGGGUCAUCUGUGUAAUACACCAAACCAGCCUCUAAAAAUUUUAAGAGAGAUAAAGUGGAGGUGGGGGCACAUUGUAACAGGUCACAAUACCAGAAAAUGCCCAAUCUGUAUUUUUAUAAUUUAAUAAUUCAUUUUAUUUUCAAUUGUUCUCCUUUCCCAUAGGUCCUCAGAAACGUGAAGAAUUAUGAUUUCUAGAGGAGGAUAGGAAAUUACACCAUUUGAAAAACACUUUUUAUAUUAAAUGCUAGUUUUUUCUGAUCUGUCUAUACAACUGCUGAUAAACUGGCUGGGCAGGUGUGCCACAGCUUUUGAUUCUGAGCAUGUGAUUUUGACGUCUGCAUCCAGGUGGGCUCUGGAUCUCGGAGUUGAGGCCCUAUCGGAUUUGUACCUCAUGGGAAGACAACUGUCUGGUCUUUUGGGACUCGGUAGAGAGCAGUCUUUUAACCAGAAAGGAACAUGGCAGAGGCAACUGGGAGAAAGCAGGCCCCACGGUGCCCACGGCAAGAGCACGCUUGCUGCCUCGCCCGGGAAGCGCCCCGCCCGCGCCGCCGUGUCCUUCCGUGCCAGCGUGCUGGCCGCGGAGCUCAGUCUGCAGCCUGCGCUGCAGAGCGGGUGCGGCUUUGAGGCCGGCCGGCUGAGGCUUUGCUCAAGGCCCGCCCCUGAGGUUUGUGCCCGUGCCGCUGCGCCCUCCUGUGCUCUCGCCCCCAGCAUUGCGCCCCCAGCAUUGCGUUCACUGUUGAAUUGAAACCCAGCCAGGCAAUUGUGUGUCUCCUGGGUUGGCUCCAGGCAAACUAAUUUUGGGGUAGGAUGGGGGUGGGUUGGGCUGAGGGUAGGGAAAUGUCAGGAGCAGGAAGGCUCUGGGGUGUUGAGGGAAGGCAGAAAGACCAGAAAACCGGCCAUUCUGUUUAUAAACCAUCAGUACCAUUGCAAAUAAUUUGAAACAAAAACAUUACUGUUAUUCCCCACCCAACCCCAAUGAACUUUUUUAGGUAAUUGUUUUGUAAACAAUUUUCGUAUUUAUGAAAGUCCUUGCUUUUUUUCCCACUUUCUAAAAAGAUGUCUGUUACUGAUCUGCUCACUGCAUGCAGCCCUAGUGACCCCUCCAGGGACCCACCUGGGAGGCUCAGGGCCCCCCAGGAAGGCUGCCGCAUCAUCUGCCCCGCCUCCUCCCAGACCUGGGGGACGGUGGCUUCGACUUUCUUUUACAAGAGACUCCCAGACCUGAGGCCGGGAGAGGUUCUGACUGGGUGGUCCAUGUUUUCCUAUACACUGUUCUAUAUUCCUUUUAGUCUGGCACUGCGGAUUGCCUCCCGCUUGCACAGAUUGCCAGCACUCCCCGUCUGGCUCCAUGGAGUUGCCUCUCCAAGCAGCGCUGGCCGUCAGCCUUUGCUUCUUGCGUCUUUACAUCAGAGCCCAGACUGGCCCGUCUGCAGCAGCCUGUCCUGUCAUUCCUCUAACGCCUUACAGAGCACCUGCUGGGUCCCCUGGGCGUCAACCCCGCCCAGGGCCCCCCAGGACCGAGCGGCUGGGUUUCCGUGCCAGGCCACCCCCGCCCCCCGGGCGCCCCCACGCCUCCGUGAAGGGGCCGGGGGCGCGGCGCGCUCACUGUGCAGGGGCCAUCGGAGCGGGCCCCGGGCAGGCCUGCCUGGGCUCCAAGCCCCUUACCGAUUCCUGUGGCUCGGCUCGGGCGUGCAGAGCCCUGCGGGCCACUGCUGCUGGCCGAGGCCGCCCUUCGCCGGCGCGGCCUUCGCGGAGGGGCAGUCGGAGGCUGAGCAGCAGCGGGCGAGCCCACGCACCGCGUCGGGAAUCACGGCAGGUAAUCCGAGACGAAGUAAGAAGAGCUUUCAGUUCGUGUGUGUGGCGCCCGACAGCUGCCUGGUUACCAGCAGGUACACACCUGGUGCGUGGUUUGGCCUGAACUUCACAGACGGACCCCGUCGGUGUCUGAGACUCGAGGAAGGGCGCUGCUGGGGGAGUUUGGGAGCCUCUGGUUCUGCCUCUGAACAUGAACAUCCGCCCCAGAUAGGGGCCGCAGUGGGACUGGUGGGCUGGCAAAGCACUUCGGUGACCCCUGAAGGGAAGCUCACCCACACUCCAUACACACACUAGGCGAGAUCAUUCGGCUGGCUGGCAGUGAAGGCAUGAGUUAGAGCUUCUCUGAGUUGAAUUCUACUUCAUAAAUCUCUGCACUGGUCCAUUUCUUACCAGAGGCCAAAACUCAGCUGCCUAGACCAGACCUUUUUGCUCCCACUUUCAAGCCAAGAAUAAAGCACUGACUUGAAACACAAGUUCUCACCCUUGACAACCCACAGAGAGUACCCCCGGGGAGACUAUAUCCUAUUUGAAAAACAGGGUGCCUGGCCUCCCAUUCAGGCCUAACCUGAAUCAUGGACAUCCCUAUUAUGAGCUUGCUGGUUGGUUCAGAUGGGCAACAAGUUCUCAAGACCUCCUGAUGUAGAGAAAUUCUGAAAGUGGAGUGAAAAUAGAAAGGUAAUUAGUGAGUUUGCUCACUGAUCUUUGUGCAUCAGUUAUGAUUAGGUUCAACCAUGAGGAACAAAGUCCUUAACAGUAGAGGUUUAUACAAGAUAGAAAUUUAUUUCCAUCUCAUAUAAAAGAAGUCUGGAAAUAGACAGUUUUAGGGCUAGGAUGGUGUCCUCUUGAUGUCUCAGGCUCCUGCUGUCUUGUGGCUUCCUUUCUCAAGAUCAACUCCUUUGGCUCCCAUGGCUACCAGUGCACCAGUCAUCACAUAUGUGUACCAGGCAGCAGGAUAGAGGAAAGGAAGAUGAAAACUAUGACCUAUCCUUUUUAAGGAGGCUUCCUGGAAGGAUUACAUAGCAUGUAUGCUUACAUUUACUCAGCAAAAAACCCCACUGCAAUAUAAUGAGUCAUAAGAAAUACAUAUUUCCCAGGUAUAUUUGGUCUUCAUCCACAGUUCCUGAAAAUACUGCAGAUGAAAUGGGUGUUUUGUCAUGUUAAUGAGAGACUUUUGGACCUCCACCCAGGGACGGGGGCUGCAGGUUGAAUCAGCCAAUGGUGAAUAAUGUAGUCAAUCCUGAUUCUGCAGUGAAGCCCUCAUAAAACCCCUGAGAGGAGUUUACUGCUCUCUCCCAUCUUGGAUCCUGCUUCUCAGUCGGGCAGAGCGUCUGUGCUUGGGGAGCCAGAACGCCUCCACAUGCCACCGAGCCAGGCCCCAAGCUCCACAAAGACCGAAGGUACUUUAUUUGGGGCCCUGCCCUCUGUCUCUCUUCACCCGGCUGUUAACUUGUAUCCUUUAUUAAACUGGUAAACGUCAGUGUUUUCCUGAGUUCUGUGAGCCGCCCUAGCAAAUUAAUCAGACCUAAUGGGGAGGUUUUGGGAACCUGAGCGGCUGCCUGGGGCCUGUGACCAGUGUCUGGAGUGGUGGGUAGAGGGCAGUCCUGUAGGAUGGAGCCCUUAGCCUGGGAAUCUGGUGCGUCCCAGCGCAGACAGCAUCAGAACUGGGUUGAGUUCUCCGACAUCCUGCUGGUGUUGGAGGAUUGCCUGGUGUUACGUGUGGGAAGACCUCCUCCCACUUCCUUACACACACUGGAAUCGGGUCUGGGAAUCCCUAUGGAGUCACACUAUUACUGUUGUGUAUCAUACUGUUAUUGUUUAUACAUAUAUGUAGGAAAAGAACAUACCCUCACACCCACAAAAACACCACAAACACAAAAAAUUAAUAAUUUAGACUUUAUUAAAAUUAGGAACUUCUCUUCAUCGAGAGAGUAAAUAGUCAAGCCAAAGGCUGGGAGAAGAUGAAUACUUACAUCUGACAAAGGGUUCCUAUCAAGACUAGAUAAACAAUUCCUAUGUGUUAAUAAGAAAAAGACAACCCAAUUUUUUACAAAAUAAGCAAAGGACACAUUUCGCAAAAGAAGAGAUCCAGAUGGCUCGUAAGUAUAUGAAAAGGCACUCAGCACCAUCACUGACCUGGGCACUAAAAGUCAGAGACCACAGGAGACCCCGCUCUCAACUGCCAGAAUGACUACAGUCGAAAAGAUUGACUCAGCAAAGGUCAGCAAGGAUGCGGAGCCACGGACACUGAUGCCGGCUGUCUGCGGGUGAAUCAGCUCAGACACUUGAGAAACUGGAAGUUUCUUGUGAAGUAAAAAUGCACUUUUAUAUGGCCUAGGAAUUCUGCUCUUUGGUAUUUACCCAAGAGAAAUAAAAACAUGCCCACGUGAAUAGUUUAAUAGCAAUUGUGUUCAUAAAUAGCUAAAAAUGUGAACAUGCCCAACAGGUGAAUGGAUAAGCAAAUUGAGACAAAGGUCCCAUGCUGUGGGCCACUCAGUCACUGGGCCCGGCUGAGAGCGCAGGCUGCCCACUCCUAAGGGGCCUGGUGACAGAAUGGCCUGUCACUCCUAAGGGGCCUGGCCUGGGGUCUUGCAGCACCACCUUGGCAGGCAGAGCUGGGAGUGGAGGGAAUGAGACUGGGAGAGAGAUGGCCUGCCGUGGCCAGCAGCACCUGCUCCUGGGAGAGGGGGCUCAGCUGGCCAGUGUCUGCAAAGAGUUGCAUGUCACAUACAUAACAUGUACCACAUAUAGCAUAAAACAUGCAUAACACAUACUGUGUGUUCAUGUAUAGCAGAUAACUCAUAACUGUGCAUUACAUGUACAGCAUAUAACAGCAUGGAACAGUGAAUAACAUCACAUGUAACAGCAUGUAUGUAUAGCACAUAACAUGUAAUACAAAGCAUAACACAAGAGCAAUGCUAUGCAUAGCAAGUAAGAGCAUGCAACAUACAAAACAAUUUCAUGUAAUAAACAUGCCAUGUGUACAUUUAUAGCAUGUAACAUACACAGCAUUUAAUAUGUAUAGCAUGGAACAGACACAGCAUAUGCACUUCUACAGCCUCCAGCAUGCAUAGCGUGACCCUACAGCCUCCAGCAUGCAUAGCGUGACCCUCAUGGCUGCAGUUUGCCCUUUCCUGGGGCACCUCUCCUCUGGGUGGGCUGGCCGAGGGCAGGGAUAGCUGUUUCGAGUGGGCAUGAGUGGGCAUGACUUGCCCCAUCCCUCAUCCUCCGCCCUUUAUUUCUGUCCAGGGACCUGCCUGAAUACACCGGGAUAAAGGAAACCAUUUGUAGUGGCCACUAGGCUGGCUCAGUGCCAGCCCGGAGCCUUGCAAGGUGGUUGCUCUUGGCCACACCAGACCUCUGGCUCCUGCAGGCCUGACCCCGAGGCUGAAUGUGGGGAUGUGGGGUGGGGGUGCUGGCUUCUGUCCCCCUAGUCCUGCUGGGGCUGCAUCUCAGGAAGCAAUGAGAAAGAGGGUGUCUGGCUGCCCUGGAAUUGGGGUCUUCAGGUGUGUGUUUCCCCAGAGACAGACCUGGGGCAAGGAUGCAGCCAUGAGCAGUGUAUCCAGGGGGUGACCCCAGAAGCUCCAGUAAGUGAAUGAGGAAUUGUAGGGGGCAGCUGGAGGUCAGUGUCCCUGGGACCCUAGGAGACUUGCCCCUGUGGUCCUAGAGCCAGUAAUCGUCCAGUACAGAUGUCUGCCUGCAUUGCUGAUGUCAUCCGACCCCUCAAUUUGCAGUGGAAACAAGUGCUCCAUGAGGAUAUGGGUUUUGCCCCAGGGCUGGCAGGGGA